UGUGGACCACGUCAGUCCUUUGCGUGCAGUGCUUCGUUCCUUCUUGAAAUUCGCGCUCUCUCCCUCUCCUUCUACAACACUUUCGUUGACCUAUUAAAAAUUGUUCUAAAUCUGCCAACAAUUGAUCAAGAUGAGUGGCGGUGGGUGUCCCAUGAAUAACGGAUUCAGAUCGAAUGAUGCUCAGGAUGGAAUCAAUAUGGCCGAUCAUUCAACUGGCAUGAUGUACGGCGAGUACUUACAGCUGGACAAGAUCUUGGACGGCCAGAGAUUGAUGAGCGAACAACUUGGCAGUGAGACCGUGCACGACGAGCAUCUCUUCAUCGUCACUCAUCAAGCAUACGAGUUGUGGUUCAAGCAGAUUAUCUACGAAUUGGAUUCAGUUCGUGAAAUGUUCUCUACCCAGGAAAUUGAAGAACGAAAAAUGCUGGAAGUUCUCAAGAGGAUGAAUCGCAUCGUUCUCAUUUGGAAGUUGUUGAGAGAUCAGGUCAUGAUUCUCGAAACCAUGACUCCACUCGAUUUUAUGGAAUUCCGCGAAUAUUUGACGCCUAGUUCAGGAUUCCAAAGUCUUCAAUUUCGGUUGCUUGAAAACAAAUUAGGAAUUCGACAGGAACAUCGAGUGCGCUACAACCAAUCCAACUACAUCAAAGUGUUUGGCAAUGAUCCCACAGCCGUGGUGGAACUCCAGCGAUCAGAAGAGGAGCCAUCACUUUGCGAAUUGGUUCAACGGUGGCUGGAGAGGACACCUGGUCUGGAUGAGGAACAUCCCAGCAACUUUUGGUCACAAUACCAAGAAGCUGUCGACUCUCUGAUACGCGAGCAACAAAACGAAGCAGAGGCGACAAAAGACGAGACGUUGAAAGGCCAUUUGCUGAACGAGUGUCAAAAGAAGAAAGAAAUUUUCGAUUCCAUUUUUGAUGUGGACAUCCACAACGCUUUGGUUGCACGCGGAGAGAGGCGUUUCAGCCACAAGGCCUUACAGGGUGCCAUUAUGAUCACAUUCUAUCGCGACGAACCGCGUUUCAAUCAGCCCCAUCAGCUUUUGAGCAUCCUAAUGGACAUAGAUUCGCUAAUUACUAAAUGGCGCUAUAACCAUGUUAUGCUGGUGCAGCGAAUGAUUGGAUCGCAGCGUAUCGGGACCGGUGGCUCGAGUGGCUAUCAGUACUUGCGAUCAACUUUAAGUGAUCGUUACAAGGUGUUCUUGGACUUGUUCAAUCUGUCAACGUUUAUCCUGCCGCGUAAACACAUUCCACCAUUAUCGCACUACAUGAAAACGAGGCUUUCCAUCCGCGAGCAACCCACUUCGCAGAAUCGUCAGGCCGGACUUCACGGCGAAGAGGACAACAAAUCUCAGAGCGGAAGUAGUUUGGGUGGGCUAGAAACAUCCGGAGAACUUUCACUGUAAAACACUGUUUUGUUUUUUUUUUUGUUUUUUCCAUGCUUUUCCCACUUUUGUUUGUUUCUAUUUUGCCAUCAUUUUUUAACCGACGACAUCUUCAAGAGUACUAUCCUGCUAACGGUGAUUGAAUGACGUCAUAGUCAUACACCUUUGUUAUGCGAUGCAACGUUUUGUUGCUUUUUAUCCACACGUGUCAUAUUUAGUUUCUAUAGAUCGUUUGCUAGUGCCAGAAAUUUCCUGGAAAUCCAUGCGCUUCAAGGAUUUUGUGAAUACACUGCCAGAAAAUA
This is a messenger RNA of Daphnia magna, 1683 nucleotides long. RefSeq names its product tryptophan 2,3-dioxygenase (gene vermilion). The transcript is spliced from 11 exons. The coding region runs from base 131 to 1402 and encodes 423 amino acids. NCBI's taxonomy places the organism in Eukaryota, Metazoa, Arthropoda, Branchiopoda, Diplostraca, Daphniidae. The record is from RefSeq and is a predicted model, not a curated record. Gene Ontology annotation, molecular function: metal ion binding; L-tryptophan 2,3-dioxygenase activity; heme binding.